AUGAGCAGAAUAUCUGGACAAGCAUUUGCUUAGUCAUAUGUUGAGCUACACAAAGUUAGGAGUGUGCAGUUUGGUCUGCUGAAUCCAGACGAGAUUCACAAGAUGUCUGUUGUAAGCAUCACAAACGAGAGAAUCUAUGACGACAGAGGAGCGCCCAACUUCAAUGCCAUUAACGAUACAAGAAUGGGAACUAUGGACAAGGAACUCAAAUGCUAGACUUGCAAAGGAACAUAAGUUGAUUGUCCGGGUCAUUUCGGGCAUAUUGAACUUGCCAGGCCAGUUUAUCAUGCUGGAUUGCUUGAGUUUAUCAGAAAAGUCCUCAGAUGUUGUUGUUUCUAUUGCUCAAGGUUGUUGGCGGACAAAAACAAACUCGAAGAAAUUAAGAGACUCAAGAGUUCAAGCGCCAAACUUGCAAGAGUUUUAAAGCUCAGUGAUGGAGUCAAAGAAUGUGACCCUCAGCAGAACGGUUGCGGACACAGACAACCCAAAUUCCAAAAGACCGGAUUAAGAAUCUAAGUCGAGUACUUUGAUGAGCAGUAUGAUCCCGGCAAAGAUAGAAAACAAAUUUUGCAAGCAGAUGAAGCACUCAGAGUCCUUGAGAGAAUCACAGAUGAAGAUUGCGAGUUAAUGGGUUUCAACCCUAGAAUAUCUAGACCUGAAAAUAUGAUAAUCAAAAACUUAGCAGUUGCUCCUCCUCCAGUUAGACCUUCAGUAUCAAUGAGUAACACAAUGAGAAGUGAAGAUGACUUGACGUAUUGCUACUAAAAGAUUCUCCAGACUAAUAUUACCCUCCAGAAUCAAAUUAACAGAGGAGCCAAUAUGACAACUAUCAACGAGUUGAGAACCAAUCUUCAGUACUAUGUGGCAACUGUAAUGGACAACGAAAUUUAAGGACAGCCAACACAAAAGCAUAAAUCUGGAAAGCCUCUCAAAGCAAUUAGAGCCAGACUUAGAGGUAAAGAGGGACGUCUUAGAGGAAAUCUAAUGGGUAAAAGAGUCGAUUUUUCAGCUAGAACUGUCAUCACUCCAGAUCCAAAUCUCUAACUCGAUUAGCUUGGAGUCCCUCAAUAGAUUGCUUUGAACCUGACAGUUCCCGAGACAGUCACCAAUGAAAAUAUCGACGAAAUGAGAAAACUCAUUGAAAGAGGUCCAAAUAUCUGGCCCGGCGCUAAGUACAUUAUCAGGCAUGAUGACAGACAGAUAGAUCUGUCUUAAAUGAGAAACAGAUCUGAAGCUACCAUUCAUCCAGGCUUUAAAGUUGAGAGACAUCUCAGAGAUAACGAUUAUGUUAUCUUUAACAGACAGCCAUCUCUACAUAAAAUGUCUUUGAUGGGUCAUAGAGUCAAAGUGCUACCAUUCUCUACUUUCAGACUUAAUCUAAGUGUAACUACUCCUUACAAUGCUGACUUUGAUGGUGAUGAAAUGAAUAUGCAUGUACCGUAGAGUUAUGAAACAAUGGCUGAGAUCAAAGAAAUUAUGGCUGUACCAAAUCAAAUUGUCUCCCCUCAGUCAAACAAGCCCGUUAUGGGUAUUGUGCAAGAUUCCCUUCUUGGAGUCAUGCUUUUCACACUUAAAGAUACCUUCAUUGAGAAAGAACUUGUGAUGCAAUUGCUUAUGUGGGCUAAAUACGAGGAUGAUAAAUUCCCUAUGCCAACAAUUCUUAAACCAAGACCACUUUGGACAGGAAAACAAAUUUUCUCAUUAAUUAUUCCUGACAUAAAUCUGCAAAAGGUCGGCGAGAAAAAGGGUCUAAUUUGGGACAGUGCUGGUGAUCUCAACAUUUUAAUAAGAAAGGGAGAACUAAUCUGUGGUAAUUUGACAAAGGGAACUAUUGGUUCCUCAUCUGGCGGUAUGAUUCAUAUCAUUUGGAAGGAAAAAGGGCCAUAUUGUUGCAGAGAUUUCCUGUCAAAUACUCAAUUGAUCAUCAAUAACUGGCUGCAUUAAAAUGGUUUCACAGUAGGAGUUUAGGAUAUCAUUGCUAAGAAAGAAAUCGUCUAAAAAAUCAGAGACAGUAUGACUAAGUUCAAAAGAGAUGUGACCAAGAUUUAACAAAAGGCUCAACUCGGUAAACUCAAGUCUCAGCCAGGUAAGAGCAUGAUGGAGAGUUUCGAAGCAUCUGUCAAUCAGUGUCUAAACAAAGCCAGAGAUGAUUGCGGUAACAUGGCCUUGGCUGAUUUGAGUUCAUGGAACAGACUAAAGGCUAUGGUGUAUGCCGGUUCAAAAGGUUCUAACUUGAAUAUCUCACAAAUUAUGGCUUGCGUCGGCCAACAAAAUGUGGAAGGUAAACGUAUUCCUUUUGGUUUCUACAAAAGAAGUUUACCUCAUUUCUCAAAAGAUGAUUUCGGCCCAGAGAGUAAAGGAUUCGUUGAAAAUUGCUAUUUGAACGGUUUAACUCCUUAAGAAUUCUUCUUCCAUGCUAUGGGAGGUAGAGAGGGACUUAUCGAUACUGCAGUCAAGACUGCCGAAACUGGCUAUAUUUAAAGACGUCUCAUAAAGGCUCUUGAAGAUGUGAUGGUCAAGUAUGAUGGUACAGUCAGAACCUCUAAAGAACAAAUCAUCUAAUUCCUUUAUGGAGAAGACGGUAUGGCUGGUGAGCAUAUUGAAGAUCUCACUAUCAAUCUCCUCAAGAUGAAAAAUACCGAUGUUCAAAAUAAGUGCAAGUUCCUUCACAAACCCAAGCCAAACAUGAGUGACAAUGAACUAGAGCAGCACCUUAGCAAGUUUAUGGAUAGAGAGUAUGCUGAGAGAAUUAUAAGAGACCCAGAGAUCUGCCUGCAACUGGAAAAUGAGUACAAGCAAAUUAUCCAAGAUAGAGAUGAUCUUAGAUUCACCAUCUUAAAAUCUUAAGAGGAUGCUGUCCAUUUGGCAGUCAAUGUCCCAAGAAUCAUUUGGAACGCAAAGGAGCAAUUUUCAAUCAGACCAAACCAGAAGUCUAAUCUUGAACCAACUUAUGUUCUCAGUAGACUCUAAAACUUAAUGGAUGAUCUAGCUCCAAUUCCAGGUGUUAUGAUACACAAAGAUCCAUUGAUUCUCGAAGCCAAUAGUGAUUCUACCUGGCUUUUCAAAAUAUAUCUGAGAUCACUACUAAAUACAAAAGCUGUAAUUCAGCAAGAGAGACUAAGCAAAGAUGCAUUUAACUGGAUUCUCGGAGAAAUCAAGUCAAGAUUCGACUAAGCUCUCGUAAACCCAGGUGAAAUGGUAGGAAGUAUCGGAGCAUAAAGUAUGGGAGAACCAGCCACUCAGAUGACCCUAAACACUUUCCAUUUUGCUGGAGUCUCAGCUAAGAAUGUGACGCUCGGUGUGCCUAGAUUGAAGGAAAUCAUCAAUGUUGCUAAGAACAUCAAGACCCCAUCAAUGAAAAUUUUCCUUAAAGAUAAGGAUAAGCAAGAUGAAAGAAUCGCGACAAUUAUUGGAGGAAGAAUCGAGCAUACUACUCUCUGUCAUGUUGUCAAAAGCUCAGCUAUCUACUACGAUCCAGAUCCUGAAAGAACUAUCGUUAGAGAGGACGAAGAGUUGAUAAGAUUGUACAAUGAAGUGAGAUUGUUUGAAACUGAGAGAAGAAGAACAUCUCCAUGGGUCCUCAGAUUUGAACUCGACAAUGAUAAAGUGCAAUUCAAGGAUCUCUCUAUGCAGCUAAUUGAACAAAAGAUUAAUGAUAUCUUCAGAGACUAGAUUGAUGUGGUUAAGUCAGAUGAAAAUGCUGAGAAACUUGUUUUAAGAUUGAGAGUAAAUGACAUUGAAGAUGAUGAAGAGGAUAGAACUGUCUGCAUGUACUUAAAAGGUUUCCAGGAUGAGCUAUUCAAUGAUUUAGCUUUGAAAGGUCUUCAUGAAAUCUCUAAGGUUACCUUCACAAAGUACAAUGAUGAGAUCUUUGACGCAGACACUGGAGAAUGUAAAUAGGACAAAGAAUGCUGGUUGAUUGAAACUGAUGGUGUCGCACUUUAAAAGGUACUAGGUCUUGAAGGCAUAAACUAUAAGAAAACUGUAUCAAAUGAUAUCAUUGAAAUUUUGAGGGUACUUGGAAUUGAGGCUGUUCGUAUGUCAUUAAUUAAUGAACUCCGUUUUGUGCUAUCAUCUUAUGGUAUUUAUGUCAACUAUCGCCAUUUAUCUACACUUUGCGAUGUAAUGACACAAAGGGGUAUUCUAACUGCUAUCACUAGACAUGGAAUAAACAGAGUGGACUCAGGUCCAUUAAGAAAGUGCUCUUUUGAAGAAACUGUGGAAAUAUUGCUUGAAGCAGCAGUAUUUGCAGAGACUGAUCCUCUGAAGGGUAUUACUGAAAAUAUUAUUAUGGGUCAGUUGGCACCAUUUGGUACUGGGUGCUUUGAGAUUACGAUUGAUCCUCAAGUACUUCAAGAAAAUGCUCAAAUUAAACCAGAGGAAGAAGACUACAUUGGAGGAUUUACCCCUAUUUAAGACGAAAUGUCAAAUGGAAAUGGUCUUGAAAUGUACGGAAUAAACACCCCACUGGUUAUGAAUACUCCUCAUAAUGACUAUGGUGGUGCAUCAACUCAUUCAAUGUGGACACCUGGUAACUAAGGGUCAUUCUCCCCAUCACCAGGAGUUUAUUCUCCAGGAUAUGCAUAGUCACCUGGCUACAUGAGCCCUGGUCAGCAGUUUAUGAGUUCUCCCAAUUACAGAGCAGUUUAAUCUCCUAUUUACAAUGCCAUUCAAUCUCCAAUCUAUCAUGCCACUGAAGGUGGUCCAGGAAGAUCUCCAGGGGGUAAUUAAGCAAGUCCAAUUUACUCUCCAACAACUUAGAACAAUAGAAUGAGUCCAAGUUACUACAAUAGUGUGAGUCCAGGUUACUACAGGACUCCAGGUGCAAGUUCUAGCCCUGUGUAUUCAUAAACUCUAGGUAGCCAUUAAAGUCCUAGCUACAGUCCAACUCAGAACCAAGGCUCAGGCAGCUAUUCUCCAACAAAUCAGAAUUACUCUAGUAGUCCACACUAUUCCCCAACUACGCCUGCCUAUAAUCAGCAUUACAGUCCAUCUUACUCUCCAACUUCUAAUGUAGUCGGAUCUGGGUUGAAUCAAACACCAAGAUAUUAGAUUAACCAAUCAUCUCGCUAUGCUAUGGACUCUGCUCAUUAAUCUGGAUCACCAUCUGGAAACACUGCUUCUGGUUUGUAUGUCCCAACCUCACCAGCUUACAACCCCACUACUAGCCCUGGCUACAAUAUGAGUAGUAGAUAGAACAACCCAACCUAUGGCGGAGGAAGUCCAAUUUAAGAUGAUGAAAGCUCCGAUAAAAAUAAAAAAUGA
Messenger RNA from Stylonychia lemnae, 5265 nucleotides. NCBI's taxonomy places the organism in Eukaryota, Ciliophora, Spirotrichea, Sporadotrichida, Oxytrichidae. The record is from the annotation of a GenBank genome assembly.